AUUAGGCCUAUUUUGAUAUAUUGCUGCAAUUUUGUCAUUGCGAAUUCGACCGAAAAUGAGUAUCACAGACCGAUAUUGGCAAGCAUCGACUAUAACAGCAGCAUUCUCCUUCUUCUCUCGCCUCUUUCGUUCCACGUCAUGACUUGUGUCACCCACCAAGUCCUGUGUUCUAUGUCCUAUACCUGGACCAUUUGUUCCUUCUUGCAGUUGGUGCUUGAUGCGUGACUUGAGCGAUGGUUUCUAACUAUAUUUCUCUCUACCGUCAAACACUGGCAGAACGACAACGACGAUAUAAUGCAGCAAUUGGUUCAAAAGAAUUCACGCCAUUCCUCUACCCAUGGGAUGCCUUACCAUCAGCAUACCUUCUUCUUGCACUGCUCAUUGCUCCCCGACUACCUCGAAAGCAAGCAGUGUUCGUCAGGCUCAUAGCAUUCCUCCUGACUUUGACACACAGCCUCUAUCUCUUCACUCACCGUCGGACAAUAUGGUUGGCCGGUGGCUACGGCAUCGGCUUGAUUAAUCAAUGGGGCAUUAUCAUGGCAGCAGCUUUACUCCUCUUCAAUGAUCCCGCACAGAGCUUUCGACGGCUGGAAACUCGAUCACCAAGACUAGAGAACGGGCAUUCUCAGCCCAACGGUGGUUCUAGAACUCCAACUUCUGCAGACGGCACGGCAGAAGUAGACUUGAGGAAGCGCCGAGUGCCGGGCAUCUACACUUCUACCAACGUGAAGCAGGUUACAUUUCCUGGUUCUACUCAACCUGCAACACGACCCUAUGAUUUAGUAUGGCAAGGAUUCCCUCACGGCAAAGGCGUACUUCAUGCUGUCGACUGGGUGGCGGACCUCGUGACCAGCUUUCGAGGACCCAAUUGGGGACAUCGUAUCCCAACGCUGGGAGGUAUUGAUGGUCCUGUACCCCGUGAUUCUUCAGCGCGGCACUCCAAAUGCGACAGACGAAGCAAAACCACAGCAGUGCCCAAGAAGACUCUGCAAGCUCUGCGAGGCCAGGCUAUUCGGGAUUUUGUUGUUGGCUACCUUUUGCUUGAUCUUCUGAAAACAACAAUGAUCACUGAUCCGUAUUUCCUGGGAGUAGUAUCCCUCGACUCGCCGACCCUAUGGCCGUGGCUAUCCGCAGUCAACGAAACGAUGCCUAUUGCUACGCGCCUUGUGCGACUGUUCAUGUCGAUAUCCGGAGUUAUCAGUGCACUUACUCUGAUCUUCAGUCUGAGUCCCUUGUUCUUCGCAUUCAUCCUACCUUCUCUAGUGGACGUUUCACAUUUGACAAAGUCUCCUCUUCUGGAACCUUGGAUGUACGCCCCUUUUUGGUACCCGCUCACAACUUCAGUGUUGCAUACAGGGCUGGCGGGAUUUUGGGGUAAAUUUUGGCACCAAAUGUUUAGAUUUGGCAUCUCCGAACCUGCCCGCUUCGUCAUAGAAGGAACGGGCAUUGAUAAACGUGGUAACACAGCCCGAAUGAUCCAGCUCUUGGUUGCCUUUGGCUUGUCAGGAUCGAUACAUGCUGCUGGCAGCUACACAACGUUUUCAAUCAUCCCGUCACGACCCUUCUCGGGGCCGCUAUUGUUCUUCCUCAGUCAGGGAAUUGGGAUCUACCUACAGUCACUGUCCGUAAAGGCUGUUUACAAGUAUGUUCCUCACGCAGAAAGAGUGCCUCUGGCAGUCAGAGAAGUAGGGAACCUGCUAUAUGUCAUGGUCUACCUCUUCUUCACCGGACCCCUCCUAGCCGAUGACUUUGCGAGAUGUGGUUUGUGGUUGUUCGAACCCGUCCCAAUCAGUUUUCUUCGGGGACUUGGAUUUGGACCUGGAGGCAAGGACGAGGGAUGGUGGGCAUGGUACCAAGAAGGCUCAAAGACGCUUGGAUGGUAUGAGGGGGACAGAUGGUGGACGACCGGCGUGGCGAUAUAUUAGAGGAGUACUCGUCGUGGACCUGUGUCACUGCAAAGUAGAUAGAACAGAAAGGCAUUGAGUAUCACAUGUGAAGCAGCCGACAAG
Molecule: messenger RNA, 2009 nt
Organism: Exophiala oligosperma
Lineage: Eukaryota; Fungi; Ascomycota; Eurotiomycetes; Chaetothyriales; Herpotrichiellaceae
Exons: 1
Coding region: 234-1925 (563 amino acids)
Biological process (GO): lipid metabolic process
Source: RefSeq, a predicted model, not a curated record